AUGAUACCAUCAACAUUGAAAACAAUUUUUAUCGAUGGUGAUCUCGACGAUUCAUCAAUUUUACUUGACGUACAACAUCCCUAUCGUGAUAAAGAUCUUCUUUUAACAAACCAUUUUGAUGAUGUUGACGACGAUGUUCGUGAUCAACAUUCACCAUUCUUUGGUUUAUUUCCUCCAACAUCGGAUGCAUCAUCAAAUACACUUCUUUCGGCAUGUAUUAGUCACGAUAGUUCAGGUUCAAGUUCAAAUGCUUCAUCAACUGCAUUUUCAUAUACGGAUUCUGCAUAUGCAUCAUCACAAUCACCACCACCAUCAUCAUCACAAUCCCAAAAUUCGACUAAUACAACCAGUCAAUCAAUUUCAAUCAUGCGUAACCUUUCAUCACAGCAACAACAAAAUCCUACACAACAAAAACAACAAAUAAAACCAGCAACAUCGACACAUCUAUCAUUACUUCCUGGUUUAACAACAUCAUCGCCAAGCUCGAGUUUAUCAAGUGUUCAGUCAACAACAGAUAAUCUAUGUUGUCCAUCAUCGUCAACAUCUUUUUACACCAAACAACAACACCAAGAAUAUCAUUACAAUUAUUGGAAUUGUCCAGGAUGUCAAGAAGCAUAUAAGCAAAAUCGUCCACAAGUUCUUCAAUGUUUUCAUUCAUUAUGUGAGACAUGCAUAGAAAAAUUAUCCGACAAAGAAAAUCGAAAUAUUUCUUGUCCAUUAUGUGGUUUAACAACAAUGCUUACAGAUAUUUUACCUGAUUAUACAAUACAAAAUAAUCAGUCAAAUAUAUCAAAUGAUUAUAUGUUACCAUUAGGAGAAAAUUCUACACAAUAUUGUACGGCAUGUAAAAGUUCAGAAUCAAUGGCUGUAGCUAAAUGCUUCCAAUGUUCAAGCUUCCUAUGCCAUCAAUGUGUAUGUGCACAUCAAAUAAUGAAUUGUUUUGAAGGUCACCGCGUUGUUCAUAUUAAAGAACUUGAUUCCAAUGGUAAUGAUCUUCGAUUAAUCUUUUGUCCAAUGCAUAAAAAUGAAACAUUAAAAUAUUUUUGUGCUACUUGCAAUAUACCAAUUUGUACAACAUGUACAACAACUGAUCAUGGGCGUGUUGGACAUGAAUUUAUUUCAUUAAAUGAUGCUGGAUCACAUCAAGUAGCAAAAUUACAACAUAUUGUUGAAAAUACUCGUCAACGUUUAAUUGAUUUAAAACAUUCACAAAAACUAAUUGAUCGAUCAUAUAGUUUAUUACAAACUCAAUAUAAUAAAGCACAACAUGAUAUUAAUGAAACAUUUAAUUUUUAUAGACAAUUAAUUGAUGAAAGAAAAAAUGAUCUUAUUAAAGAAUUGGAUAAUACAUUUAAUGAAAAACAAAGUAUUUUAACAAAUCAAAUGCAAAAAAUUGAAGAAGCUGUUGAACGUGCUAAUUUACCAUUGGAAUUCUCUGAUCGUUUAUUUAAAACUUCUUCAACAACAGAAAUUUUAAUGUUUAAAAAACAACUUGAAAAUAAAUUAAAUACACUUAAUCAAAUUUUACCUGACACUAAUGGUCAAUCAACGUUUGAAUUAGAAUUUGUUUCAAAUUUUCAAGCUAUACAAACAGGUAUAAGAAAUACAUUUGGUUAUGUACGAUCAUCACCUGAAACAGCAACCUUGAAUAAUCAUUAUAAACCACGAACACAAAAGGUAAUCAAUGAAAAUUUCAAUAAAGUAAUUGGUCCACCAUCAUUAAAUAGUUGUCAUAAUCAUAAUCAUCAUCAACCACAAAGUAAUCUAUCAUCACUUAGUCCAACAAAAUCUAUGCAACAACAAACAACAAAUACAAAUCAUUUAUUAAAUGGUAUUGAUAUGUUAUCAUGUAGUUUACCUCAAACAUCAAUGACUAAAUAUUCAAAUUUAUCAUCAUCAACACCAACACCAAUUAGUUUUUCAUUAUCAUCAAAUACACUUGAUGUACAUUCAUAUGAAUUAUGGUCAAAUGCUGCGCAAUCUCAACAACAAUUAUCAAGUUCAUUAACAUCAAGUAAUGGUAAUGGAAAUCUUAAUGGACAAGAAUCAGUUGUUGAUCUUGUUGAUAGUUUAUCAACACUUGAUAAUUAUUCGUCACUUGCACAAAAUUUAUUAUUAUCAUCACGUUCAAAUAAUUCAACAUUAAAACGACAAAAAAUGAUUUAUCAUCAAAAAUUUGGUGAAUUUGGUGUACUUGAAGGACAAUUUACUGAACCAUCAGGUGUUGCUGUUAAUGCUCAAGGUGAUAUUAUUGUUGCUGAUACAAAUAAUCAUCGUAUACAAAUAUUUGAUUCAAAUGGACGAUUUCGUUUUCAAUUUGGUGAGUGUGGAAAACGUGAUGGACAACUAUUAUAUCCAAAUCGUGUUGCUGUAUUUCGUCAAUCAGGUGAUAUUGUUGUUACUGAACGUAGUCCAACACAUCAAAUACAAAUUUAUAAUCAAUAUGGACAAUUUAUACGUAAAUUUGGUGCCAAUGUUUUACAACAUCCACGUGGAGUUUGUGUGGAUAAUAUGGGUCAUAUUAUUGUUGUUGAAUGCAAAGUAAUGCGUGUAUUUAUUUUUGAUAUAAACGGAAAUGUUCUAAAUAAAUUUACAUGUUCUAAAUAUUUGGAAUUUCCAAAUGGUGUUUGUUGUAAUGAUAAACAAGAAAUAUUUAUAUCAGAUAAUCGUGCACAUUGCAUUAAAGUAUUUUCUUAUGAUGGACAAUUUUUACGAACAAUUGGUUCAGAAGGUAUAACAAAUUAUCCAAUUGGUGUUGUACAAAAUAGUCAAGGUGAUGUACUUAUUGCUGACAAUCAUAAUAAUUUUAAUUUGACAAUUUUUAAUCAAGAUGGUCAAUUAAUAAGUGCCCUUGAAUCUAAAGUGAAACAUGCACAAUGUUUCGAUGUCGCACUUAUGGAUGAUGGAAGUGUCGUUUUAGCAAGUAAAGAUUAUCGUAUAUAUGUUUAUCGUUAUUUAAUGACAUCAUCACCAUCCCUUGGAUCCAGUGGAGGAGGAGUUACUGGUAAUAAUACAACACCUCCAUCAUCUACAUCAUCUUCAUCAACAACACCAAGUAGUUGUCAAAUGAUUGGUGGUGAGCGUACAUCACCACCUUUGAUCAAUGGUCAUAGUGAAAGUCCACCAAUUACAAAUAAUGGGUAUUAA
Messenger RNA from Rotaria sp. Silwood2, 3147 nucleotides. NCBI's taxonomy places the organism in Eukaryota, Metazoa, Rotifera, Eurotatoria, Philodinida, Philodinidae. The record is from the annotation of a GenBank genome assembly.